Molecule: messenger RNA, 4071 nt
Organism: Serendipita indica DSM 11827
Lineage: Eukaryota; Fungi; Basidiomycota; Agaricomycetes; Sebacinales; Serendipitaceae
Source: the annotation of a GenBank genome assembly
AUGUCUCUCCUAUCCUCUUUACGCGAAUUAUCCUUCUCUAGCGGCUCCCUCUACGUAGUUGGUAAAUAUAUCUUUGGCAUCUUCGUUGUGGGCCAACUCGUCGUUAUCCUGGCGUCAUGGAGGAUCAUCAAGUCCACCCUACGGCCGUGGUACAAUCCAUCUCCUCUAAGGGUGCUCAAGGGUCCCGCCGGCGGCUCCGUCAUGUUAGGCCAGAUGCUGGCUUAUAGCAUGCCUUCACUAGAGCCUGAUGCGUGGUUGCAUCGGGUCACAAAGAAAUUUGGACCCGUCGCGGUUAUCAGAGAUACUUUCAACGUCAGCACACUCUGGACCACCGACCUCAAAGCCAUCGCCUAUGUCCUCAACAAUCCACAAAUCUACCAUCGUCCCGAAUCCUUGCGGUAUUGGUUCAAAGAGUUUAUUGGGGACGGUCUCGUCUACGCGGAGGGCGAAGCCCACCGCCGCCAGCGGCGCAUCAUGAAUCCGGCCUUUGGAGCCACGCCAAUACGAGAGAUGACGAAGAUAUUUGUAGAUGUGUCCACCAAUUCAAAGAGCAUGUUCGAUGGCGCGGUGAAAGAACAGAAGUUCACGGAGGGAUGGACAGAAAUAGACAUGGCAGAAUGGACCUCUCGAGGCGCACUGGACAUGCUCUCGCUGGCCGCAUUCCAAUACCCGCUUAACACCCUUCACCGAUCUCGCAGUUCGAAUGACUAUGGACUCUUUCACGCCCUCGAAGAUGUCUAUACAUCUUCUGCUAUUAAUUUUCCGCUCAUGCUGCUGCGAGGAUGGAUACCACUGCUCCGUUUGCGUAUGUUCGAAUGGGAUGAUACAAGCGCACGGAUGAACCGCCUCCAUGGCUCGGUGAAGAGGUUGGCAACAAGGUUGAUCCAGGAGAGAACAGAAAUGAUUCGAGGGGGCCAGAUCAGCGCGGGGGACAGGGAUGUCCUAACACUCAUAGUACGAGCCAUGCUGGAUGACCAGAAGAGUAGAAGUAUGAGCGAAGAGGAAGUUAUUGGACAAAUUAUGACCCUUAUCAUCUCCGGCCACGAGACGCCUGCCUCAGCAAUGGUAUGGGCGCUACAUUCACUCAGCCAUGCUCCAGAAGUCCAAAACAAACUGCGCCUCGAAGCGAAAUCGAUCCUUCAAAACUCACCUAAUCCAACGCUCGACGAGCUCAACUCACUCCCAUACCUCGAUAAUGUCGUCCGUGAGGCGCUCCGCUUGCAUUCGCCCGGCGCAUGGAUGGAACGUACUCCACAGACUGUGGAUAUUAUUCCCGUUGGAACACCCUAUGAGGACCGUUUUGGAAAUAUGCGGGAUCAUAUCACGAUCUCUCCUGGAGACAAAGUCCGGAUCAGCGUGCUAGGUAUCAACCGCCGGGAGGAUAUUUGGGGACCGGACGCGCGUGAGUUCAAUCCAGAUAGAUGGGACAACCUCCCACAAGAGGCUGAGAAAAUACCUGGUAUCAUCGCAAACUCGAUGGUCUUUUCAACUGGCCCACGGGGCUGUAUUGGUUUUCGCUUCGCGAUUGCGGAGAUGAAGGCUAUGCUUUACAUGCUCAUCCGAGAUUUCGAGUUCGAAGCGGCAGUUCCCAAGGAAAAGGUCAUUCGUCGGCCUCAAGUUGUUUCCCGUCCAACCCUCAGAGGCGAAGGCCUCGCGCUCGUUGGUGAUGUUGGUGUAGGCAAGAGCUCCUUGCUAUCGCGGUUUACGCAUGACCGUUUUGACCCUGUUUACAAGUCAACCGUAGGAUGUGACUUUGGGCUGCGGACAAUCAAAAUCGAUGACCACAAUGCAAAGAUUCAGAUUUGGGACACUGCUGGCCAAGAGCGUUUUCAUACAAUUACGGCUGGACAUUACUACCGCAUGGAGUGCAUUGUGAUUGUCUACGAUGUUACCUCACGCGAGUCAUACAUAAACCUCUCCUAUUGGAUGAAGGUGGUUCGCGAGAAGGCCCAGCCCGACGCGGUGAUGGCGCUCAUAGGUACCAAGACAGAUUGCGGACGUCUCCGACAGGUCUCUUCAGAUGAGGGGCGGAUGCUCGCUGCGGAGUAUGGCAUGACUUUUCGGGAAACUUCUGCACUGGAAAAUGACGAUGAAAAGGGUAAAGUGCAUGCGGCAUUUACGGCCAUCCUUACCGCUGGCCAGGAACGCUUUCGUUCGAUUACGGCUUCGUAUUAUCGCGGCGUGGAGAGCAUCGCGCUUGUCUACGACGUCACCUUGCGCAAGUCGUACAUGAACCUCUCCUAUUGGAUGAAAGAAGUCCGCGAAAAGGCUCGACCGGAUGCAGUGGUGGUGCUGAUAGGCACCAAGACGGAUUGCGGACGUCUCCGACAGGUCUCUUCAGAUGAAGGGCAGAUAUUCGCCGCAGAAUAUGGCAUGACCUUUCUGGAGACGUCGGCGCUCGAAAACGACAACGGAAAGGGCAACGUGCACGAGGCGUUCAUGACAAUUCUUACUGAGGUUUACCUACACAAGAAGUAUAGAGAGCUCGACCGAUGGACCGUCGAUAAGACGGGUCCCGCCGGCGGCUCCAUCGCGUUGGGUCAUAUGAUGGCGUUUAGUAUGCCUUCACUAGAGCCUGAUGCGUGGUUGCAUCGUGUCACAGAGAAAUUGGGUCCCGUCGUGGUCAUCAGAGAUACCUUCAACGUCAGCACGCUGUGGACAACCGACCUCAAAGCCAUCGCGUAUGUUCUCAACAACCCACAAAUCUACUCUCGUCCCGAAGUCUCGCGGUACUGGUUCAAAGAAUUUAUUGGGGACGGCCUCGUCGUUGCCGAGGGUGAAACCCAACAACGCCAGCGGCGCAUCAUGAAUCCGGCCUUUGGGGCCAUGCCAGUACGAGAGAUGACAAAGAUCUUUGUAGAUGUGUCUCAUGAGCUAUGCGGUGAGAUGCGCGCCCUAUGCUCAGCGCCAGCCAAUUCAAAGAGCAUGUUCGAUGGCGCGGUGAAAGAACAGAAGAUCACAGAAGGAUGGACGGAAAUAGACAUGGCACAAUGGACCUCACGCGCCGCACUGGACAUGCUCUCGCUGGCCGCAUUCCAAUACCCGCUCAACACCCUUCAACGCUCCCGCAGCUCAAAUGACUAUGGACUCUUUCACGCAUUAGAGGAGGUGUACACCUUUUCUGUACUCAACUUUGCUCUACUUCUUCUUCGGGGAUGGAUGCCGCUCCUCCGUCUGCGUAUGUUUGAGCGGGAUGAUACCAGCGCACGAGUAAAACGCCUCAACGACGUCGUGAAGAAAUUGGCCAAAAGGCUGAUCCAGGAGAGGGUAGAGAUGAUUCAAGAGGGCCAGAUCAACGCGGGGGACAGGGAUGUCCUAACGCUUCUAGUCCGAGCUAUGUUAGAUGGCCAGAAGAGUAGAAGUAUGAGUGAAGAAGAGGUUAUUGGGCAGAUUAUGACUCUUAUUGUCUCUGGCCACGAGACACCCGCGCAAGCGAUGGUAUGGGCGCUACAUUCACUCAGCCAUGCUCCAGAAGUCCAAGACAAACUGCGCCUUGAAGCGAAGGCUAUUCUCCACAACUCACCUAAUCCAACGCUUGACGAGCUCAACUCACUCCCUUACCUCGACAAUGUCGUCCGUGAGGCGCUUCGCUUGCACUCGCCCGGCGCAUGGAUGGAACGUACCCCACAGAGUGUGGAUUGUAUUCCCGUCGAAAUGCCCUAUGAGGAUCGCUAUGGCAAUAUGCGGGAUCAUAUAACAAUCUCUCCUGGAGACAAAAUCCGGAUCAGCGUGCUUAGUAUCAACCGUCGGGAGGACAUUUGGGGACCUGACGCGCGCGAGUUCAAUCCGGAUAGAUGGGACAAACUUCCACAAGAGGCCGACAAAAUACCUGGCAUCAUCGCAAACUCGAUGGCCUUUUCAACUGGCCCACGGGGCUGUAUUGGUUUUCGAUUCGCGAUUGCGGAGAUGAAGGCCAUGCUCUACAUCCUCCUCCGCGAAUUCGAAUUUGAGCCCGCUGUCCCAAAGGAAAAGGUUAUUCGUCGUCCCCAAGUUGUUUCCCGUCCAAUCCUCAGAGGCGAAGUCGCAAGUCGCCUGCCAAUUCGAGUUCGGCCCAUCAAGAAUAUCUACUAG